Molecule: messenger RNA, 4895 nt
Organism: Hemibagrus wyckioides
Lineage: Eukaryota; Metazoa; Chordata; Actinopteri; Siluriformes; Bagridae
Gene: slc17a9b
Product: solute carrier family 17 member 9b
Exons: 13
Coding region: 652-2049 (465 amino acids)
Biological process (GO): transmembrane transport
Cellular component (GO): membrane
Molecular function (GO): transmembrane transporter activity
Source: RefSeq, a predicted model, not a curated record
CGUUACUACAAUAAGGAAAGAGCUCCAGCUGGUUUGAAGAAUGCAUAUAUAACCAUAUCAGCUACACCCAAACACACAGAACCCAGAUGGUGCCGCCAAUGCAGUACAUCCACACCGAGCACACCGGCACUGAUCUCUGCUCUUAAAGGGAGAGAGGUGAGCUCGUCUUCAACGCAGGUUAGUAGUUUUGUUUUUUUGGGGGGAUUAUUAACCCGUAUUUCAGGGUUUAACAGGAUCGAUCUGGAAAUAUUUCACUUCUAUCGCAUUAGCGUUGCGUUUAUCCAGAGACGCUGUUUGAUUGUUUUGGUCAAAAGGGGCUGAGUCACGUUACUUCCUGGUUGAAGCGCACCGAGGGGCUGGAGUGACUGCGUGGCUAAAAGAGAGAGCGAGAGAAAAAAAAUCGCUGACACGUGGAUUAUCAGCAAUCAGGAAAAGCGAGAAGUACGCGCUCGGCAUCUCAGGUGGCUAAACGAAACUGCCCAAGUGUCUUUUUUUUCUCUCCCGGUCCAGAAGCCAUCCAGAGAUGAGGUUACUGCGAUAUAAGAGCGAGCCACAGACUUUAACGCCUUUUUGUCCUCUCGCAUUGACCAACUAAACUCACCAGGAAGGAAGGAAGCACAGAAAAAACACGCAAGGGUAACUUCUUGUUGAAUGGCAAUUCUACAAAAACAUGGCAAGAACUCCAGUCCAGACCUGGCCGGUGUUAAAGACAGUUCUGCAGAUAAUUUCGAAUCAGCUGGACAUCAGAAAAAGUGGCCUGAAUCGACUCAGAGCUGGUCCAGGCCUGUAGCACGGAUCUGGACGGUGGUGCUGCUGUUGGGGACAUGUCUACUGUACUGCGCCCGGGUGGCCAUGCCCAUCUGUGCCGUCAGCAUGGCCGAGCGCUUCAACUGGUCCAAGAGAGAGUCGGGCAUGGUGCUGGGCAGCUUCUUCUGGGGCUACUGCUUCACUCAGGUCCUCGGUGGCUACAUCAGUGACAGGGUGGGAGGAGAAAAAGUCAUGUUGCUGUCCGCUACAGCAUGGGGAGCCAUGACAGCGUUCACGCCCAUCCUGGCCCACUUCUGCUCGCAGCCCAUCGUCUCUAUGACCGUGUCUCGCUUCCUCAUGGGCCUCCUGCAGGGUGUCCACUACCCUUCUCUGGCUAGCCUGUGUUCCCAGAAAGUGGUGGAGAGUGAGCGCGGUUUCCUCAUGAGCACCGUAGGGAGCGGCUCGUAUCUGGGGACGUUGGUGAUUGGAGGAGUAGGCUCUCUCAUGCUGGAUCUGUACGGAUGGGAGAGUGUGUUCUACAUCUCUGGUCUCCUGUCAGUGCUUUGGGCUUACUGUAUGUGGAAAUACCUGCUGAAGGGAGAAGGUCCAAUCAUUACACUCGAGUCACUGGGCAGCGCUGGAACCCAGUCUAAACUGUCCAGAAGAAACUGGCUGCGUCUCUUCAGACAACCAGCUGUGUGUGCCGUCAUUAUUACACACCUGUGCACUGCUAGCACCUUCUUCACCCUGUUGUCAUGGCUGCCAACUUUUUUCAAGGACACCUUCCCUGAUUCCAAGGGUUGGAUCUUCAAUGUGAUCCCGUGGCUGGUGGCCAUUCCGUCCUCUCUGUUCAGUGGCUGCCUGUCCGAUCACCUCAUCAGUCAGGGGUUUGAUAUUGCUUCAGUGAGAAAGUUAAUGCAGUUCUUUUCUAUGGGUGUGUCCAGUGUGUUCACGCUGUUUCUGUGUGGCACCACUACAUUCCCCAUGGCUGUGGCCUUCGUGUCUGCUACUAUGGGCCUGACCACCUUCAGUCACAGUGGUGUUUCCGUUAAUGUUCAGGAUCUCGCACCAUCCUGUGCUGGUGCUCUGUUUGGUGUGAUGAACACUUGUGGUGCAUUUUCAGGUGUGAUCAUGGUGUAUUUCUCGGGCUAUCUGAUCGAGACUACAGGAUCGUGGGCGUCGGUCUUCGCCCUCAUCACUGUAGUGAACCUGAUGGGUUUAGGAAUGUUCCUGAUGUAUGCCGAGGCACGCAGGGUCGACAUCGAAGCCAUGAAGGGGCGCUAUCACAACAUACACAUCUAAGCAGAGAGAAUACCGUUUUUUAACGGAUGCGUUCUGCUGACCGGGACACUACAGAGUUUGGAAGGACAGUCCGGACUGUAAUUUCAUCCCCACUGCGCCGUCACGACUUCAGCGGGAUCUGGCAGCAUCGGCUCGAUAGGUUGGGAAGCCGGCCACGCCAGUAUUAGCGUGUCUUCUCGAGAGUCUCACAGUUACAAUGCCACAAAGUUACUGAAACUAUGAAGAAUUUUGGCUGUAGUAGUGUAGUCUAUUAUAAAGUCACAUAAAAAAAAAAAAACAAAGACUGAAAACGUGAAUCUAAAGACCACAUGUUUUGCCUUCCGUUUCUUUCAUUCCAUCAUUUUGUUUGACUUAACAAAACUCAGGCAUCAUCAACAUCACCAUAGUGAUCAUUGUUAUCUAUGAAGAGUUUAUUUUUUUUGCUCCAUUGCUCUUGCUUGCCAUUUGCUCUAGUUUUGUUAUUUAAAUUCACUUGAUAAAGACUAAAGGCCAAAGAUAAUCAGUUAUUGAUCAAUUUUCCAAUUCAUAUCAUACUAUGAAUAUUGCGUGAUCUCCAGACCUAACCUUUGCUCAACAUUCCAUGGAGCACAUCUCAUGCUUUCAUAUUUUGUUCAUCGAUCAGAGAACCCAAGCCUUUACAAGCUGCUUCUGCGAGGUAUUUGAUAGCAGAGUUGAGCACUUAAUGAUGAGGGUUGAUGUUUCUAGCAAGGAAGCAGCUCUCUCUAGCCUUACAGCGCUGUGCGGCCUGAGAAACGUCACCGAUGUUCUGUUCUAGCACAGGGAUCCCUGAAAUCUGGCCCAGGAGAUCCACUUUCCUGCAGAGUUUAGCUCUAACCUUAAACACACCCGAGCACACUAAUCAGUGUCUUCAGGAUCAUUAGAAAAAUCACAGGUAGCGGGGUUUGAUUAGGGUUGGAGCUAAACUCUUCAGUGCAUUAACCCUCCAGGGCAAGAUUUGACGGACCCUGUUCUAGCGGGACAGGAAGUGAGGUUGAGGAGAAGUUGCAAAAUGUUCAGAUCUCUCUUUGUUUUUUAAAGGUUGAUAAUUUUUUAAAGUAUUUUUUGAUUCAUCCGGAGUGGUUUAAGAUUCAGUCUAAGUACAGAGCUGAGCGGUGGACGGUGAAGUGUCUCGGUCAAGGGGUCAGCAGCGAGCCAACGUUUGGCUGCUAGCACAGAGCCACCACUUCUCCCAGUCUCCCCAGUACAGACAACACCGAUUUGAAAGAUCCGUAUUGAGAACUGUGAAUGUUACUUCCUUUAGUAAUGACCUUAUUCUGUUUUCUUUUUUCCUUCAACUGUUUAGACCAAAUCUAAUUUCGUUUUUGAAAAGUAUUUAUUGUUAUGGUUUACACAGAAUGUCAAGAAUCGGCGAGCGAUCUGCUACACGCAGUAUUAGCCGCGCCCGAUCAUUUCAAUCUUACGCCAAUGUCAUUUCGAUCCAAUUAUUUAAGCUUGUUUAUUAUAUAGUUUAAUACAUAAUUACAUAAAUAGUCUAGACUACUUUUAAAUAUAAUUUUUUUUUCUUAUUCAAACAAAUCUGAUCAUAGGAAGCUUUCAUAAAGAACGUGAAAUGUCACUCAAGGUAGCUUGUUUGGUUAUUUAUUCAGUUUCUCGAAGCCUGUAGAGAGAUUAUGGUAGCAACGAUUUUUAUACGGUUUUCUAGAAUAUGUGUCUUAUGUGUGUGGGGGGGAAAGCACCUUAUCAACAGCUUUGCUUAGUGUCUUGGUCAGAAAGUCUGACCGGAACGAAUUAAGUAGAGACGAGACAUUUAUGUAAUCAGAAACCUGAUGAAUAAGCUCCUGAAAAGCAUCUAUCCUGCUACACCAUGCCUUAUUUCCACCAGAAAAAAAGAAUUAUUAAAAAAAUAUUUAUUUUUAUUAUACUGUUUAUUGCAGCUGACAAGCUUGUGCACAGUGUCAUAUACAUGUAGUUCAAAUGCAGUCUGUUUUUGUUGUUUAUUUCAUAUGAAUAGUGAAAAUAAUGAUAAGAAGAAUACACAAUAUUGCCAAAAGUUUUGCCGCUAUAACAGCUUCAACUCUUCUGGGAAGGCUUUCCACAAGGUUUAGGAGUGUGUUUAUGGGAAUUUUUGAUUUUGAAUUUUUGUUGUGAUGAUGAGAAGGUCUGGCUCACAGUCUCUGCUCUAAUUCAUCCCGAAGGUGUUCUAUGGGGUUGAGGUCAGGACUCAAGUCAAGUUCCUCCACACCAAACUCACUCAUCCAUGUCUUUAUGGACCUUGCUUUGGUCACUGGUGUGCAGUCAUGUUGGAACAGGAAGGGGCCAUCCCCAAACUGUUCCCACAAAGAGCAUGAAAUUGUCCAAAAUGUCUUGGUAUGAAGCUGAAGCAUUAAGAGUUCCUUUCACUGGAACUAAGGGGCCGAGUUGAACCCCUGAAAAACAACACCUGAACUCAAUGAUCCGGAGGGGUGUCCCAAAACUUUUGGCAAUAUAGUGUAUAUACAUUCAAAUAGUUAACAUUUCAAAAACCUACUUAUGGUGUAUUGAAUUUUUAGCAAAUAAUUAGUGUCCUGUGUCUGCCGCUGUAUUUUAUAACCGGUUUAUAUUAUUAUAUUAAAUGUCCAGCGUAAAAAGUCAGCUGUAACCUUAUAUCAUUCAUCACAGUUCCACUGUUUAAUUCGCGGUCAUAUUCUGUGAAAAGUGAAAGGAGCAUGGUGUGUGACCAGACAUAUCAUCCUGACUCUUUAAAUGCAAGUAGAAAGUUGAGGAUUCUCUUCGAACUGUUCAAAGAAGAAAUGUUGAAAUGCAAUAUUCCCCUGCUUUAGAAAACCUGCUAUUUGUAGACCUUUUGUUAAAAAAAAAUAAAACUAUAUUUUAUCAUGUGUAAGCAU